This is a messenger RNA of Suillus discolor, 2055 nucleotides long. RefSeq lists its product as uncharacterized. The record is from RefSeq and is a predicted model, not a curated record. The coding region runs from base 1 to 2055 and encodes 684 amino acids. NCBI's taxonomy places the organism in Eukaryota, Fungi, Basidiomycota, Agaricomycetes, Boletales, Suillaceae. The transcript is spliced from 14 exons.
AUGGACGGCCACCACGUGGGAUCAUUUGAGACCAUCGUCAUAUUGUUAGAGAAUGUGUCCAGCACCUUGGCUGCAGACAGCAUCCGCCCUCCAACUACACCAUCUGCAGUUUCAGAUCUCAUCGAGGAGGUCUAUCCUGCGUUUAGUAUUGCCAACCGAGCCAAGACGCGCACUCGAAAGACUCAGGUCAAGAAGCCGACUUACGAGCCUGUCAACCAUGAUGUGAUAGAGUUGACAUCCGACUCCGACCUCGACGAAUUAUCACUCAAGCCUCCACGGAAGCGGCAGAAAUCCCAAGACAAGCCCGUCAAGCCCAAGCCGAAACCCAGGCCUAAACCGAAGCGUAAAGACAUCGUCUUCACUGAAGAGCCAGCGCUUCCGUCUCAACUAUCUUUUACAACACCACCCCUUCCGUCUUCUAUUCCUGCUUUACCCGAUUUGUCUUCUCCGCCCUCUUCUCCACCCGAGAUAACUCGUAAACGCAAGAAUAUUUCCCCGCUUCAGUCAGAGGUUCAUGGCGAAGAGAUGUCCCCGAUACUUCACGAAAGCGGGGACGCAGACAUUGUUGCUGCGAGCAAGGGUAAGAAAAAGGACGCAAAGCUGUCUUGGGCGAAGGGGAAGAAAGAAAAACAGGCUGACAGAGUCGAACCCGACGAUCUUGCGCACAAAUUCCCCACAGAUGAGCCAGUUGCAGGUAAUAAUGAUCUCGAAGACCACGAUUUCAUCGAGGAAGAGGAACCGAAACUUACAUCGAAGAAGAAGGCACUAUCGAAACCCACCUCCGCUGUAGCAUCGAAACCUAAGGCAAAGGCAAAAGGAAAGCGGUUCUCUCGGAAAGUGAACAUGAGGACGACGACGACAACGAUCCUCCCUCGCUCGAGGUCCCCUAACCGAAGCAACCAUUUGCCCGAGGACAAAGACUCUCGAGACGACGGUCCCAAGAAUUUUAAGAUUCCCCCGAAAAGCGCAGCUGCCCCACCAGUCACGCGCCUUCAGCAUCAAACCCAAGUCGACCUCAAUGUCAGAGCUCAUCCGGCGUGUCGACUCACAAAUAAAUUCACUAUUCUCAAAUGGUCCUUCCUAUUCGCCAUUGGUGAAGUCUUCGCGAACGAUGCUUUCGCAGAUUGCACCGCUCCACCCCAACCGACGGACCCCUCCACCACCAUUACCGAGACCUCCCCGCCAAAGAAGAGCAAGAAGCAAAUAGAGAUGGAAGAGCGUAUUGAGGAGGAGCUGUCGGAGACUGUUGAGGGGUGGUCGUGUAUGACUGACGAGGAGAGGAGGGAAGUAAAAGUCGAGGGAGCAAGCAACCGCGCAAAGGCGACAGGAAGGUUCGUGAAGAGCUGGAUGACUAUCAUGAUGUCUCAAUCUAACAUUGGCUCGGGUUUCGCAGUUGCUUGCUCGGCUGCGGUGAUAUAUGAUUGGGCACUGAAUUUUGGACAAGAGAUCGAACUGGUGUGGAGGCAACGUUUCUCCCUUAUGACCGUCCUAUAUCUGAGUGUGCGCUACAUUGGAAUAUUAUAUGCUGUGUAUGUGCUAAAAUUUGGUGUUUGUGCUAAUCAGUCAUCUCUUGCAUUCAGCGUCCAGAUUUCGGACGAUGUCGGGGACAUAUAUAGUGAGCUCUCUGCGCUAACGUCUGCUAUUCCCAUUCAAUUGACUGUGCUCCCAUGUAGAGCUGAUCCCGAGCUGCAUUGGUCAGGUCAGAUUAUAUCUGCUGCAAUGAUUUGGAUGUCUUUUGUCGCAAAUGUAAUGCUGGGCGCUAUCUGCAUCGCCGUCGGAGUGCUCAUUGCGAUAACAGGAAUGCACAUUUCAGAGGAGGAGGUCAUACUUUCUGGCACCUAUCAGUGCACUUUGCACCCUAUAGGUGGCCAAUUUCUGUCCACCGGCGCUUGGAUAAUACUUGGUACUACAGCAUGGGAAAUCGUCGUGUUGUGUUUUGUAGUCCGGAUUGCUGUAAAGCAUUUCCGUGAAUUGCGACGAUACUCGACAGGAGGUAUUGUCGGAGACUAUUUUACGGUGUUAAUGAAGAGCCACAUUGUUUACUUUGCGAGGUGA